Topomyia yanbarensis is the source of this 1989-nucleotide messenger RNA. RefSeq names its product telomerase Cajal body protein 1 homolog (gene WDR79). NCBI's taxonomy places the organism in Eukaryota, Metazoa, Arthropoda, Insecta, Diptera, Culicidae. Gene Ontology annotation, biological process: Cajal body organization. Gene Ontology annotation, cellular component: Cajal body. The transcript has 2 exons. The record is from RefSeq and is a predicted model, not a curated record. Bases 272 to 1873 code for a protein of 533 amino acids. Gene Ontology annotation, molecular function: RNA binding; protein binding.
AAAAUUGCUGUCAGUUUUGUUUUGACCGCAGUGCAUGUGUGUUUGUGAGAUCUUUUUUGUGUUGACGUUUCUACUUGUCAAACCCUUAAACCGGCCAGCAUGAAAACAUAAGUUGCAAUCCGAGUUAUUAGUACGAUUGUGAACCACUAUUUUUUAAAAUAAACUGUUACACAAGAUUGUUCUUAAGUGUUUGCUAACUUUACAUAGUAGUGUAAUAAAUACUGUUUAUUAAUCCAAAAAAUUAUAAAGACCGGUUGCGAAGGAAUUAAACAUGGAAUGUUCCAUGGAGGAUGCAGUUGACCUGGAAAGUGUCAAAAACGAGAUUGGACCUUCAGAAGAACCUCUGGAAUCAACGACCAUAGAAGAUACCGCCGUCCAAUCAUCUCCCCCAGUAAAUCCAAUCGGCCACCAGGAACUGGCUACAAACGAUGAAUUUAACGAAAUAGCUAUUGAAGAUAAAUUACUCGACACUGCGGAAAUUGGAUCAGACUCGGAAUCUACUCUUCUAGACGAAGCUGUUCUACUAGAAGAAACAAAAACCAACAAUUCAGUAGCUCCGAUGGUAAUGGAAGACAAACAUACCUCUAGUGAUCAUAUAAUUCCCGAGGCAAUGGACCUAGACCGGGAUGUUCCCCAAGAAGAUCACCAAAGCGAAACGAACUCGAUAAAAUCGGACUCGGGAGAUUCUCCCAUCUCCAAGCACACCUCAUACGAACAGGACUAUUUCCAAUCUAUGACGGUUUGCGAAAUCGGUCGUUGCUCUUGGGACAAAGUGGCCAAGCAAAACUACGUUCGCGGGUGUCUUUGGUCACCGGAUGGAACAUGUGUCCUAGCGGCCGUCAACAACGAUGGUAUGCAUGUGUUUGAGCUUCCCUCGGACAUGUACGCUGCACAGGAAGUAUCACCGGAGCGUCCGGUUCAGUUGCUCGAUGCUCCCGUGCACGUGCGAGAAUCAACACUAGUAUACGACUACAAAUGGUACCCGGGGAUGAACAGUGCGAUGCCGGAAACCAGCGUGUGGAUCGCCUCCAGACAGCACGAACCCAUCCAGAUGUGGGAUGCUUACACCGGUAAGAUUCGGUGUUCUUACAAAGGGUAUAACGCGGUGGAUGAAGUGGAAGCAGCUCUCAGUCUCGCCUGGUCCUUGGACGGAGGGAGUAUCUUCGGGGGCUACAAGAAAAGUAUAAAAAUGUUCGACGUAAAAACACCUGGAAGGGAAAUAUCCUCUUUUCCCACCAAAGUAACUGCUUCUUGCAUGACAAUUUGUUCACCACUACCAAAUCUGCUGGUUUUUGGUUCCUGGAGUCGUUCCAUCACGGCCCUCGUAACUAACACCAAUCAAACCAUUCCGGUGGGGAACAACUCGCGCGAAUGUAGUCACAUUGCAGGUGUUACGUUGCUCAAGUUCAUUCCUCGAACGAACCUUUUCGUCUCCGGUGGCCGAAAGGAUUCCAAGCUGAUGAUGUGGGACAUUCGGAAGCUAACUCAGCCGUACCACGUACUCGAGCGGAUCUGUCAAACUAACCAGCGAGUGUAUUUCGACAGUUCACCGUUCGGAGAAUGGAUCAUUACCGGUAAUACAGACGGGACAGUACGUGCCUGGAAUCUGCGGCAGAUCGAUGCUCCCAGUAGAUCAUACCGCCAGUAUAAUUUCCCGUUACAUCGAGACUGCUGCAAUGGAGUUUCGUUUCAUCCAUCCAAACCAAUCAUUGCCACUGCGAGUGGACAGUUCCAUUUCACCUCUCCCGGGUGCAGUGAGGAAAACCUAGACGUCUCAACGCUGGAUGAUGCCACCGUGUUCAACAAAGCGCAAAAUCAGGAAAAUUCAUUAACCUUAUGGUGGGUUGGUGAUGUGGACUUUUCGGAACAGUAAAUUCAACCCUGAGCGGGUAGUGCAUUUUUGUUUUGUUUUCCGUCGUUGAAGAAUUAGUUUAAAAUCUUUCUGAUUUCGUUAAUAUUAGAUGGAUUAAAUAUUCAUAAUAUGUACAA